Girardinichthys multiradiatus is the source of this 3095-nucleotide messenger RNA. It is a transcript of the gene ccr6b, whose product is annotated as chemokine (C-C motif) receptor 6b. The record is from RefSeq and is a predicted model, not a curated record. Gene Ontology annotation, biological process: immune response; G protein-coupled receptor signaling pathway. Lineage: Eukaryota; Metazoa; Chordata; Actinopteri; Cyprinodontiformes; Goodeidae. The transcript is spliced from 2 exons. Gene Ontology annotation, molecular function: G protein-coupled receptor activity. Bases 238 to 1326 code for a protein of 362 amino acids. Gene Ontology annotation, cellular component: membrane.
AGCUAGAGUUUGAGAAGAAAAGCUGCAUGAUUGGUGAGGCAGUUCAGUCAGACAGAAGUAGGGGUGGAGUGAAUGUGGUUUUAGCUUCAGCUUCUGCUGCUUUUAAGAUUUUUGACAUAAAGUUGCCUGUCAACUGAAAGCUGUCUUUACCUGCAGCUGUUUCAGCACCUGCAGUGUUAUUUUUUUUACUUUCUUUUGAAUCAACAACGUCCCACAUCGAAGAUCAAGAUUAAAGACAUGGAUAUUGCAACAUCUGACUAUUAUAUAACCUGGACAGCAAAUGAUUCAGAUGAGCUCUGUAGACUGAGCCCUACACCUGCAGAGAUCCUCUCCCAAACCUACAUCCACUCCAUCAUAUGCGGCUUUGGCCUGAUUGGCAACCUUCUUGUGAUGAUCACCUACGGUUUCUACAAGAGGACCAAGACAAUGACAGAUGUCUAUUUGUUCAACGUGGCUGUGGCUGACCUGAUCUUUGUGGUGGCUUUGCCUCUUAUUGCACAUAAUGAGCAGAAUGGGUGGCCCAUGGGUUCUGUGGCUUGUAAGAUGCUACGCUCAGCCUACAGCAUCAACUUGUUCAGCGGCAUGCUGCUGCUCGCCUGCGUUAGCGGGGAUCGAUACAUUGCCAUUGUUCAGGCCAGGCGCUCCUUUGGUUCUCGCUCCCUCGCUGUCAGAUACAGCCGUCUGAUCUGCUUAGCAGUUUGGGUGUUUGCACUGGGUUUGACUCUCCCUACACUUAUCUACACACAGCUCUUUGAUGAAUAUGAUUUCAUGGAGCAGACUUCCACUCUGAUGUGUGAGCUCUCUUUUACAGACGAAAUGACUGCAAAACUAAUGAAGGUGAUGGUGCCAAGCCUGCAGAUGGCUGUUGGUUUCCUUUUGCCUCUGUUAGUGAUGCUUUUCUGUUACUCAUGCAUCAUGUGCACCUUGCUUAGAGCCCAAAGUAGCCAGAGGCACAAGGCCAUCCGGGUGGUUUGGGCAGUUGUUGUAGUCUUCAUCUUGUGCCAUCUUCCCUACAACGUGGCCCUCCUGAUCCACACGAUGUCUCUUUUUAAGGAGAGAAACUGUGAGGCAGAAAAGACCAAACUCACAGUUCUGGCCACUUCCAGGAGCAUAGCCUACCUCAAGUGCUGCCUCAAUCCCAUCCUCUACGCGUUUAUUGGAGUGAAGUUCAGGAGCCAUUUCUGGCAGAUAUUGUCUGAUCUUUGGUGCUAUGGAAAAAAGUCAGACGUCCUACGUGCUCGGUCGUCACGUAGGACAUUUGACAUUUGCAUUUCAGGAUUGAGGACCUCAGAGGGGUUGAACAACAUGUCAUCCUUCAGUGCCUGACAGUCAUGCAGUCCUCAAGUAACCUAACAUUUGUCCAGUCUGUUAUUGUAGUGUAGCUCCACAUGUGUCAAUGAAAACUUGAUUGAAACUUAUGCUACCCUAAAAAGAUAGCUGCUUUUGUAAGGCUACAUGAUUUUUAAACAGACAGCCAAGAUGUUAAUGUGAGCCCCAUGAGAGUUUUGCUCAGGCUGAAUGGAAACUAAGUGGUCCUGAGCUUACACUGAGGUUUUUGUGUGGGACCUCUGCUGAGUACAUACAAAACAUAUUAGCAGAAGCGGUUAUGCUCUAUUAUGUAGGUCUCAAUUGGGUAUCAAUUGGAUAUUAGGAAACUAAUUUCAUGUAGGAUCCUGAUGGGUCCCACUCCUCCACUACAGUUGUCUUAUAUCAAAUCCAUAUUGGCUUGGAGCCAUGAAGUAAUCCCUUCAUAAUCCCAUCUGGGGCCCAUUAUUCAUUCAAUCAUUCAUUCCUACCCAUAUUGACCCAAUGAAAAAUGUUGGAUGUGCACCUUCCAAAUAUUAAAAGCAAACCAAAAAAAGUUUCCAAAUAAGAAAAUAAUUUGUACUGUGCUGAACGUAACUCAGACAGAAUAAAACAUACAGAUGUUUGGUAAAAAAUUAUAUUAAUACCAGAACAUACCCACAAAUGUUGUCUCAUAUUAUCAGCCUCCCGAGCAGUAAAAGUAUGUCUUAAUCAGAGCACAGAAAGGCAAACAAGGCAGAUUAGAUUAUAGAUCCCAACCAACAUUCACAUCCACAUAGGUAGGAAAAUGGCUGUAAACUGGAUCCACAAUGGUAAUGUAAUGCCCCAUGUUACCUGCCUUUAAGGGCUGGAAGCAAGUUAAUUUUCAACUGAAAAGUGAGACCCAUAUGGUCCCUAGAAGGGUUCCACAAAUUGAACUCAUUUUCAUAAUAUUAAUUUGGGACCCAUCUAAGACCUACAAAGGGUGCCCAGCUGGUUUCAGAGAUAUGGGUUGUUUUUGGUUGCUCCCAUACAAGAAGCACAUUGUGACUCUGGGGCAACUUAGUACCCAUCCAGCCAUAGCAUAGCCCACAUGGAGCCCGAUUAGACAUGCUGGCUGGGUUUUGUUUGUAUAGCAGCAUAUAGCUGACCUAUGUUAUAUAGUCUUAGACAGUUUGUAAAAGGUAUUUAUUCAGACAGAUAUGCUUAAAGAAGUUUUGGGGUUUUGGUUUCCUACUGAAAUGCAAACAGUUUUUCAUCACAUCCUGUUGAUUAAAGCACAGUCAUAUUCUGUUUUAUUAAAUUUACUGCUUAUGAAUUGCACUGAAUCUUCUUUUCUUCCACUUCAAGUAAAUACCACUUUUACUGACCUAAUAACAGUUUUGAACUGUUUUAGCUGAAAGACAAAGACAAAACCUUCUGCUGAAAACCUGUAAAAAUGCACCACAGCUAGAUUUGCUUUUGUUCAACACUCUUUAGCAAAAUAUUAUUAAUCUAUUUUUAAUUGUUUUACAAAGGUAUAUUACAACAAGGCCUAGAGAUGUUAGUUUUGUUUAUCUUGGAAAAUAUUUUUUUGCUGUAAAUAUUCACUAAAAAUGUAAUAUCAUUACAUAAAUAUAUUUUUACCUUUUCUCCUAUUUUAAGAAUAGCCAUUUUUAAUUCUUAUGUUAAUUUUUGCAUUAUUAUCAUAUGAAGUGUUCUUCAUUUUUGUAUUUGUUACUGUGCUUGUACUUGAAUAUACAGUUUCAUAAGCAUACACCUAACUAUAUGGCUUGUAGUUGUUAAAAUAAACAUUUUUAAAAUAUCUUGAA